CAUAGCGGCGUUGUGUUCAGGCAUGUUGAGAGACACCCACAUUGCUUCCGUCCACGUGUCUAAAGACCCCGAGGAUGUCCAUGCUUGCCGAGCCCCGUAGAAAACAAAAGUGGUCCAUAGAUCCCAGAAACAGUGCCUGGAGUAAAGAUGAAAGCAAGUUUGGACAGAAGAUGCUGGAGCGGAUGGGCUGGUCCAAGGGCAAGGGUCUUGGUAGAAGCCAGCAGGGCUCCACCGAACACAUCAAAGUAAAAGUGAAAAAUAACAACCUGGGCCUUGGAACCAACGCAAGCUAUGAGGACAAUUGGAUUGCCCACCAAGAUGAUUUUAAUCAACUUCUCGCAGACCUAAACACUUGCCACAGUCAACCCAAUGAGAAAAAAACCCCAUCGGAAGAUCAGAAGAGUUUCAGCCUGGAGGAAAAGUCCAAGACCUCCAAAAAGAGGGUUCACUACAUGAAGUUCACUAAAGGGAAGGACCUUUCUAACCGCAGUAAAACGGACCUCAACUGUAUUUUCGGCAGAAGGGCUAAACAUGCCGGCGCCCCAAUCAAAGAGGAGGAGAACAAUGGCUGUGACUCCCUCGGGGUGAAGAUGGAGGUAAAGGAGGAGGAAGAGGAGAAGCCCAUCUCGGCUGGGCCUCAGCCGGAUCUGGAUGUGGAGGGGAUCACCAAGACGGUGACCAGCACGCUCACCAUGCAGGAGUACUUUGCCCAGAGGAUGGCUCGGCUAAAGGGGUCCCGAGGCCAGGCCCAGGAACCGGUCUACUCGUUAGCCUCAGUAGUCACCACGGAGGCCACUGAGACCUCAGAUCCGGAUCCCCACAGCACCUCCACCACGCCAGAGCCCGAUGACGUCAACCGCACCACCGAGAAAAUUUCAGACGAGGAGCCCAAGAAGAAGAGGAAGAAGAGCAAGAAAAAUAAGGAGAGGGAGGUUUCUGAUGUAGAGGUGGAGGAGCCUGAGGUGUUAGUGGCGUCCGCCGAAGUGGAAGAAGAUGCAAACCAGGAGCAGGUCUGUCCGGAGAAAACUAAGAAAAAGAAGAACAAGAGAAAAGCGGCUGAGGUAGAGGAAGCGGUUCCAGGCAACUCCAGCGUCACAGAGGAGAACCCCGGCAAGAAAAAGAAGAAAGCGGAGGAACUUUGUAUUGAAUCAAAUCUAGAGGGUGGACACGCCAUGGAAGAUCAAACGGCCCAGUCCGACGCUACAAACACGAAGAAGAAGAGGAAACGCAGAAAGCAGAUGGACAGUGAAGUGGCAGAAGAGGAGAUAGUAGUGCCGGAGAGGAAAUCCAAAAAAGAUAAAAAGAAACGAGAAUAAAGUUCCACCGAAACGAUUCUUUAGCCUCAUCCUACAGUCACACAGACUACUUCAAUGUGUCUUCUCUUGGGUGAUUUUAUACAGGUGACUGCAAAGGCAUGAACCAGCAGAUCAUGAUCCUUUGUAUAAGAUACCCCUCAAUGUAAUUGUAUCCGUUUUAUGGACAUUACUCGCUAUGCUAGUAUCGGUUACGGAUGUAGAUAUUUGUAUUCUCCUGGGUAAAGCACAGUCGGUCCUCGGCUGUUUGCUACAGGGCAGCACCACUGCAACAGUGGUUAUGAAAUGCCUUGCUCAGGGGCACUAUUCAAUCAAGGAUCGAAAUCUAGCUUGUAAAUCACUGCUCCUUUUUUGGUAUAUUUAAACUUUUACAAGUGAUAAUGAAAAUGACUUGGUAUUAACUGGUAAUUGCAUUCCUAAAGCUUAGCUUACCAUUUGGAUGCAGUUGUUUAUUUUAUUGUUGAAAGGUUUCAUUCUUACAAUGCUUUGUUCUUCAGGAAGACUGCUUGCGUGACCUGAACUUUCUCGAACACAUCAAACAAUGUUCAUUCUUAACAUCACUUUGGUCAUCUAUGAAAUGGUGGAAUACCUGUUUUUCUUGAAUCCCCUUUGGGGAAACAAACAUCCAUGAUCCAACUUUUUCUUAAUCGAGUCGGCCCCCGUGUGAAUAAAUCGAAGUCAAAAAUGAAA
This is a messenger RNA of Gadus macrocephalus (Pacific cod), 2003 nucleotides long. It is a transcript of the gene pinx1, whose product is annotated as PIN2 (TERF1) interacting telomerase inhibitor 1. Gene Ontology annotation, cellular component: nucleolus. The transcript has 7 exons. Gene Ontology annotation, biological process: regulation of ribosome biogenesis. Lineage: Eukaryota; Metazoa; Chordata; Actinopteri; Gadiformes; Gadidae. Bases 75 to 1316 code for a protein of 413 amino acids. The record is from RefSeq and is a predicted model, not a curated record. Gene Ontology annotation, molecular function: nucleic acid binding; telomerase inhibitor activity.